Molecule: messenger RNA, 1523 nt
Organism: Mytilinidion resinicola
Lineage: Eukaryota; Fungi; Ascomycota; Dothideomycetes; Mytilinidiales; Mytilinidiaceae
Exons: 2
Coding region: 77-1372 (431 amino acids)
Biological process (GO): translation
Cellular component (GO): ribosome
Molecular function (GO): structural constituent of ribosome; RNA binding
Source: RefSeq, a predicted model, not a curated record
CCUCACCCAUUUCCACCCCCUACAACGCGCCAAUUCGCCCUCAUCAGGGCUCAAUCAGGAUUAUCCAGACGCCGCAAUGAGCGUCUGCCGGCCAGCACGAUGCCUCUUCGCAAAGACCUCCGCCGCCGCCCUCCCUAAACCCUCCUCUCAAUGCCGCGCCUUCACCACCACCCCCUCGCGGCCCGCCCGUCGCCGCCCUCACUACCCUAGUGUCAAAGCCGCCGACAUGGCCUAUCUAAAGGAACAGGCUGCUACAAAAUACCCCGACUACGCCCCCGCCGACGAAGCUCUCCUGUCGCAGAAAUACACGCCGAGCCAGCUCGCCGCUAUCCAAGCCGCCGAAGCCACCAUUGACCCGCGCGACCUGACGCUGCAAGGCAAGAAACGCAACGACCCCUGGAAGCUACCCUACGAAGAUGACCUGAGCCACGUCGACGGCGUGAUCGACCACGCGGAGAAGCUGCACGGCCCGCCGGGGCGAAGCAAGCGGGCGAGCGCGCGGGAAGCCAGCGAGGCAGAGCGCGAAGCCGCCCUGGCGCUCAUCGUCAACGAGCAGCUGGCGAAGAUGUACCCAGACGGGUUCCCCGCGAACCCCACGCCCGAGGAGGAGUACCGGAAGGAGGAGGCGAUCCACACGGCGAUCCAGCAGGCGUAUCUCGACCCGCGGACGAGCUUCUGGUCCGACGAUGCGGCGGCGUGGAACUCGCUCGCGGACCCGCGGCACUCGGCCAUCAUGCAGGAGCUGCCUCGCAUCGACAGCAAAGUGGUGCAGGCGACGGCGACGUUCGAGGGCCAGGAGGUCGUCGACGAGCGCCAGCAGCGGUUGCUGCAUCAGCUGGGCUGGCCGCAGGACACGAAUCUCCGGCAGAGGGGCUUCCUGCACAAGGCGAUUGUGCAGCAUUUCGUCUCGAAUUACACGCGGCUGGGCAAGAUUGCGAGUUUCUACGUCUUGACGAUUGCGGGGAACCAGAAUGGGCUGCUGGGGGUGGGUGAGGGCAAGGCGGUGGAUUCUGAGGAGGCAAUGGCGGCGUCUAUCAGUAAUGCGUAUAAGAACAUGAAGCCGAUCCCGCGCUACGAGAACCGCACGAUAUUUGGCGAUAUUGAGAAGAAGCUUGGGGCUGUGCGGGUGCAAUUGCAGGCCAGACCGCCGGGAUUCGGCGUCCGCACCAACCACCUCAUCUUCGAAAUCGCCCGUCUCGCCGGUAUCAAAGACCUCGCCGCGCGCGUCCCCCGCUCGCGAAACAAGAUGAACGUUGUCAAAGCUACCUGGGAGGCCCUCACGGCACAAAAGCUACCAGAGGACAUUGCGCGCGCUCGGGGAAAGAAACUCGUAGACGUCCGGAAAGUGUACUACGGUGGAUCAAUAGGCUAGAUGUGUAGGAGACCUGUACUAUAUAUGAAGCGUUAAGGAAGAGGGGGAAAGCAUGUUGCAUGUACCAUAUUCGCAUCAUAGGCGCAUGGCUGUGUACUAUUGGAUCUGUAGACAUUUCUACCCCAAACAACUUUGUAUACCGCCUGAUUCU